Condylostylus longicornis is the source of this 1589-nucleotide messenger RNA. RefSeq names its product transmembrane protein 170A. The coding region runs from base 838 to 1197 and encodes 119 amino acids. The transcript has 2 exons. The record is from RefSeq and is a predicted model, not a curated record. NCBI's taxonomy places the organism in Eukaryota, Metazoa, Arthropoda, Insecta, Diptera, Dolichopodidae.
CAGAACUUGUGAAAAUAGAUUUUUAUAUUUCAAAUAUUUUCCUUAAAAAAAGUUGAAUUUAUAUUAAAUAUUCUAAAAUUUAAUCAUCCAAAAGUCUAGUUUUAUUUUUAAUGCACCACAGCAAAAUCAAUUAUAUUCAAAAGUGAGAUAUUUUUUUAUGUUAAGGAAGAAAUAAUAUAUAUAUAAGGUUAAUUGAAGGAUAUUGAAAGAAAGAAAACUUGCAAGAAUAGAAUUGCGAACUAUGAGAAAAUACUUAAAAAAUUUUAAAAUAAGUAAAUUGCAUCUUGUUGAAGAAGUUUUGAAACUUCUCUUAAAAUCGUCUAAUACAUUCAACAUACACAUUAUUAAACACAAAUAAAAAGGAAAUUAGCAAAAUAAGAUUGAAAUUAUAGGAUUGGUCGGUGCCUAAAAUUAUUAGUUAUAGCCAAAUUACUUUCACUUAAACAACUUAUACUGGUUCAAAUGAUAUUAAUAAUUUGUCUACCAGCUUUUUAAUUGAUCAAACCCUAUUGCAAUAACUUUUAUCGCUACCCAUGUAACAUAUGUGAGUAUAUUGACAUAUAUAUACACAUAAAUAUAUCUGUAUAAAAUAUGCAAGUUAAGUAUAUUUAAAUAGCAAUAAGAGGAACGACGGAUCAAUUAUUACAAAGCCCUUUAAUAAAAAUUUCUUUGCCAUGCAAAAAUUUAAAUAAAGAUUUCAGAUUAAAUUCUAUUCAAAUCAUUUUAACAAAAUUCAAAAAAGGAAAACAAACAUAAAUUAAAAAAAAUUUAAAACAAUAGUAUUGUAGGCAUAUAAAACUUAUCAUUUAAACGUUAAUGUUAAAUAAAUAAUGUGUAAUGUCUGCAAAUUCAAAAUUUCCUGAAAUUUGGUACAGUAUAUUUAUAUGGACAGUAUUUUCAUCAAUAUUUAUUCACACAUGUGCAGCUAUAGUGUCAUUUUUAACAUUACGCAAACAUAAAUUUGGACGUUUUUUCUCCGUGCUAAUAUUAGUGACUGGUUUUGUAUUACCAGUUACAACGGGUUUAAUUAGCAGUGCUAUAAUUGCCUUAGUACAUUGGGCAGCAACGGUACCAUCUCACACCGAUUCAGAUAGAUUUGUUUACCAAUUUAAUGAAAUCUAUGGUAUUAUAUAUGGUGUUGGACAAACAAUAUUAUCGGCAUGUUUGGGUUUCACACGAAUAUUAGCAACGCUUUAAAUUUAAACUUAGUCCUAAUUUCAGAUGAAAAAAUGUUUAGGGAAUUUUUUUGUUUUAGAUAUUGGAAUCAUUUUUUAUUGAUAAAGGCAAGGCGAAGUAUUGCCACACAAAAUCAUAAAAGAAAAGUUCGUUUAAAAUUCAACAAUCGACUAUUGAAUAAGUAUAAUAAACAAUUAUAAAACAAAAAAUAUAUAUGAAACAAUAUCUAUAAAUUAAAGUAAUAUUACGUUUUAUUAGUAAUAUAUAUUAAAAUAUAUAAUAAAAAAAGGUGAAUUAAAUAAAAAAUUAAUUAAAAUAAAUAAAGUAUUUAAUCAUUAUAGUCAUCAAUAUUUUUAAGUGAAAUCAUCAAUAUAUAAAAUGAUAAAUAUAUUUUAUGCAUGAACUUUGUUUUG